Messenger RNA from Camellia sinensis, 3149 nucleotides. RefSeq lists its product as uncharacterized. NCBI's taxonomy places the organism in Eukaryota, Viridiplantae, Streptophyta, Magnoliopsida, Ericales, Theaceae. The record is from RefSeq and is a predicted model, not a curated record. Gene Ontology annotation, cellular component: SCF ubiquitin ligase complex. Gene Ontology annotation, biological process: SCF-dependent proteasomal ubiquitin-dependent protein catabolic process.
AGAUUAAAACUCAGGGCCCAAGAAAGUUUCACUUCCUAUCGCGGGGAAAAAGCGACGAAAGUUUCACUUGCCAGCACCGUCUCUGUCUCUCAUCUUUGAAUUGCUUUAUUCCUCUCCAAACCCUAAUUAUAAAUGAAUCAAUCGAAAAGCCUGUUUCAUACUCCCCCACUUGUUUCUUCUUCUUCUUCUCCGAAAUUCACACUGAACAUUCUUCGCACCUGCUCACCCACACUGCUCUCUUCUCUUCCUCAUCAAAACCCUAACCUUUCGACCAAUCAGUCUUUGAAUUUAGACUGCAAUCGGUGUCACAGUUUAUAGUUUCGGUUUAAUUGGAGACCAAGAUUGUGAAAAAGACUCGGAUAUCGUUGUGAUCGGGGGCUGAAAAUGAAGAGACUGAGUGAAGAAGCCGGUGCUGCUGAUGAUGGGAAUUCAAAUUCUGAGGACAAGAUACCGAGGCAGAAGAAGAAAGUUAGGGUUUUGGAUCCAAUUGGCGAGGAAUUUGGCUGUUCAGAAGAACCGGGUAUGGAAAUUAAACGUCAAGAAAAUCAGGGAACUGGGUCUCAGGUAAUUUGUGUCCAACAAUCUUCUUCUGUAGUCGAGGGAAUCAGGGCUUUUUUCACAAUUGAUCUUAGUGAUUCAGAAGAGCCGGAUAGGGGAAUUGAAGGUUGCCAAAAAAAUCAUCACAUAAUUGAUGUAGAAGAAUUCUUUUUAGAGGAAGCUAGGGUUUUGAGAGGAAGUGAAGGUUGUGGAAAUGGGGAUAGAGGGGAAGAAGAGAUUGAUAAGGGUGAUCAUGGCAGGGAUUUGGGGAAUAUGGGGCCUAUUACUGCUUGUGGUAAUUCGAAUCGGAAUUGUGAAUCGAUCAUGAUGGUUGAUCAUGGCACGGGGAAGGAAAAUUCAAGUUGGGAUUUAAAUUUGGGACAAAUGGAAUUUGACCUUAAUUUGCCAGCUAUGGAGGCAGACGAGGGAGGAAGUGAAAGAGGAUUACACGAACAUAGUCAAUUAGGACCCGUAAUAGCUCAAAGGGUGGAUAUCAUUCACAUUUCAUCUGAUGAGAGCGAGGAUGAGGAUCAAAAACUUCCUGACGAAAGAGAUACAAGAAGAAAAGGUAAGGAAAUUGACGAAGGAUUUGCUGAUGAAAGUAAUGGAAGUAUUCAUAUGGAUUCGGUAACAUUGGAAUUAGGAACAAGUUCUGAUGGAUGUGUUUCAAUGAGUAGUGGAAAGAGAUAUACCAGAGAAGAAAAGGGGAAAGGUAAACUUGUUGACCCCUGGUUAUCACUUGCCCCAAAUCUCAUCCCCUUCGAUUCGAGACCUGGAGGGCAGGAGUUGAUCAGAUCAGCAGAUUCUGGUGGUAUCCAGCUAAAUGAAACUAACCAUCCAGAGGAAACUAUCCAGCUACGGGGAACUGAAAAUUUGGAAUUCAGAAGGGAGCCCGAAAGAAGAAUUGUGAGGGCGCCUCAAAUAUUAAAUCAAAGGGCAGAUGCAAAUAGAUACCGUGAAAUUGCUCGUCAUCAUGCUUCUCGGCUUGCAGUUCCUAAUUCUCAGCAGGAGGAUCCCCAGGAGUCUUUUAACAAAGAAAUGCAAAUGCAGCCCAUAGAAGCUGGUAAAAAAUUCGAGAACUUUCUGGGUCCCUUUUAUACUGAGAUGAAGCUAAUUAAAGAGCGAAAUAUGAAGCAUAGUCCUCAAAAACUGAUCAUUUGGAAGCCCUCAAAAGAUCGUGACCGUAACAUUUCCAUGCCAUUAGUUCCUUUGCUGUUGGAUCUGUCAUUGGAAGUCCUUGCUAAGAAUGCUGAGGCUAUAGUUUCUCUUGAACAUAUACCAGAUGCUCUGAAGCAUAGACUCACUGAUUUGCUCUGUGAUUCGCGUAAAAUGAAUAUCCAUGCCUUGGACCUCCUUGUGCAAGGGUCUCCAACUGAGAUACGCAUAAAGGACUGUUCAUGGAUAACAGAAGAACAGUUUACCAAAAGAUUUGGGAGUUUUGAUCCUAAGAACUUGAAGGUCCUACAACUAGACCUAUGUGGGCAAUGUUUGCUUGGUGGUAACUUGGUUAAAACCUUAGCUCGGUCUCCAAAUAGCUUACCUGAUUUAGCUAUCAUAUCCCUGAAGGGUGCAUGUCGUUUAACUGAUAUUGCGCUAAAAGAACUUCUUGUGUCAGCACCUGCACUACAGUCCAUAAAUUUGAGCCAGUGCUCUCUUCUCUCUAAUACUGGCAUCGACAUUCUAGCUGAUUCUUUAGGAGCUAUUUUGAAGGAGCUCUAUAUAGAUAAUUGCCAGCGAAUAGAUGCUAUGCUUAUUGCACCUGUAAUGAAGAAAUUUAAGCAUUUGGAAGUGUUGUCAGUAGCAGGAAUUCAGACUGUAUGUGAUGAAUUUCUCACUGAUAUAAUCCCUGUUUGCGGCCGAAAUCUAAAGGAGCUUGAUUUGGCUGGUUGUCUGAAACUAACCGAUAUUUCUACAGAAGUCAUUGGAAAUACUUGUCCUGGAAUGUGUUCCCUUAACAUUUCGAACUUGCAUAAAUUGACGGAUUUGUCGAUGCAAUAUCUUGCCAAUGGUUGUCAAUCAAUUCAAACACUCAAACUUCGCCAGAACAGUUUCAGUGAUGAAGCUAUUGCUGCAUUCUUGGAAGCUUCUGGAAAGUCUCUAAAGGAACUUUCACUGAAUAAUGUCAGAAAGGUUGGCCCCAACACUGCCUUGUCGCUGGCCAAAUGUUCGAAGGAGUUGUUGAGUUUGGAUCUGUCAUGGUGCCGUAAAAUUACCAAUGAAGCACUGGGAUUGAUUGUGGACAGCUGCUUGUCACUUAAGCUGCUCAAGAUCUUUGGAUGUACGCAGAUCGGUGAUGAAUUUUUGAAUGGCCACUCAAACUCCCUAGUGCAGAUUAUUGGAUGCAGUAUGACUCCAGUAUUGGAUCAUCUUAACAUGCUUGAACCUGAUAAAGCUUUGUUGCGUUACUCCCCUCUGACGUUUUCAUCUCAUCCUCCAAGUUCAGAUCACUAAGAUAUUUGAUGUAUCUAAUCUGUAACUGCAUUUCUGCUGUAAAUUCAUUUCUCUCGUUGAAUCCACAAUGGGAGGUAAGAAAACAUGAUUGAUGAAGAAGGAUUGGCAAAGUGGGAUAAAAAGUGAAUAAUGCACCACAUCAUCUGGUAUGGCAUUUUUUU